CUCCACUCUAGCUGCUCUCAAUCUUGUGGUGCUUUAGCUAUUUUUUAAAAACAAAAACACCACCAAUGUCACUCUCCAGCCGAAGCUACCUUACUGGUACAAGCUCCACUUUCCAGCCUACUGGACCCAGUCUAAGUGGUUCAACCUACCGGAAAACAGCUAUCCGAAAGUAUCAGGCACCGAGUGUCUAUGGGGGAGCUGGUGGCUAUGGCACCCGCAUUUCCACCAGCACUAACUAUGGAGGAGGCUUUGGUAGUGGCUUUGGCAGUGGAUUUCAACUCAACACCAGCAGUAGUGACAUCCUGCUUGCUGGAAAUGAGAAACUGACCAUGCAAAAUCUGAAUGACCGUUUGGCUUCCUAUCUGGAGAAAGUGCAUUUUCUAGAAAAAGCCAACUCCCAGCUUGAAAAGCAGAUCAGGGAGUACUAUGGGAAUAGAUCCUCAACUACAACGCAUGACCACAGUCAAUAUUUUAAAACCAUUGAAGACCUCCAAAACAAGAUUGGUGCUGCACAUCUGGAAAAUGCCCGGCUCAUCCUGCAGAUCGACAAUGCCAAGCUGGCUUCUGAUGACUUUAGAAUGAAGUAUGAGAAUGAGCUAGCAAUCAAACAGAAUGUGGAAAAUGAUCUUGCUGGACUACUCAGAGUCCUUGAUGACUUGACCUUGUCAAAGGCAGACUUAGAGCUACAGAUUGAAGGUCUGAAUGAAGAGCUGACUUUCCUUAAGAAAAACCAUGAAGAGGAAGUUGGUGAACUGCGUAAACAGCUGGGGGGCACAGUUAAUGUAGAGGUGGAUGCUGCUCCGAGCACUGAUCUUGCCAAGAUUAUGGAAAACAUGAGACAGCAAUAUGAUAGCAUGGCAGAAAAGAAUCGUCAAGAGGCCAAAGACCACUUUGAUAAACAGACAGAAGAAGUGAACCAGGAAGUCGCUAUUAACAUUGAACAACUGCAAACCAAAAAAACUGAGAUCACAGAUCUGAGACGCACUUUCCAGGGCCUGGAGAUAGAGCUGCAGUCCCAGCUUAUUACAAAAAAGGCGUUAGAAGACACACUGGCUGAGACUGAAGCACUUUAUGGUUCACGACUUGCCCAAAUACAGGCUGCAAUUGGCAAUGUAGAGGCACAGCUGAUGCAGCUUCGAGCUGACAUGGAGAGCCAGAGUUCUGAGUACAGUUCUCUGCUGAACAUAAAGAUACGGUUGGAAAUGGAGAUUGCCACUUACCGACGCCUACUGGAGGGAGAGGAUAGUAGACCUUUACAGUCAGAGAUAUCUACUAUUGAAGAGUCUGAGAGAGAAAUAAAUAAAAUUAGGAAGAUCAAGACAGUUGUUGAGGAGCUGAUUGAUGGCAAAGUUGUCUCCUCCCAGACCAAAGAGAUUGAAGAGACAAUAUAAGCAGCAUCAGCAGGGAGAUGUCUCUCAACUUUUUAGAGUUAAUAGCAAAAAUUACUUGAUUAAACUUCAAUGGGAGUUGGAUUGGACUGUUUUGUCGCCAAAAGUUAUGCUGCUUUAAUUAAAGUGCUUUGAUUAAACUGCUGUUGCAUUUCCACAGUAUGCUCCUUGUGUCUGCAGAGUGCAUCCACAUUAGCAGCUCUUGCAUCGACACAAAGAGCAGUGCACUGUGGGUAGCUAUCCACUGUGCAACUGGCCAUAGGGUGCUUUGGGAAGGGUUUGCAAUGCCUCAUGGGGCAGAUACAGUGUCAUAUGUUGCAGGUUUCUCAAUCCCAUCGUUCCGUGGGCCCGUGGACAUCCUACUAGACUGCCAGCUGCUUUUCAACUAAAGUGUGUGAGGGGAGGGGGGAGUAUGUGUGACAGGGAGCGUGUGUGUGUGUGGGGAGACAGAGACAAUGUGUGUUGCGGGAGUGUGUGCGUUGGGGGAGAGUGAACAAAACUCCCCCAACUUCUAAAUUCAGACAGCCACCAGAAGGAACCAGUCCUGAGGCAGGGGGAGAGGGACAUCCCUGACAUCCGCCCCCACCCUGGCGCUGCAUAGCACAGCAGUCUCUCUCUCACACAGACACACACACACACAUGCCUCUGCCUGCCUGCCUCUGUAUUUGUGGUGCUGUCAGAACUUCCCGGAGCUUUGAAAGGGGAGAGGGUGCAUGCCUGCAGGGCAGCUGAGUUCAAAACGGUGAGUAGAGUGGUCACAGCAGGCAUUGUGGGAUACUGGGAGAGGCCAGUAAGGCAAUAUAACAAAUGGCAGCAGCUGCACUGACGCUUUGUCGCUUUAAGUUUGCCACAAAAAGCUUUAUGCCUCUCGUUGAAGUGGUUUCCUUUUGUUGUCGAAACUGAAGAGUU
Messenger RNA from Chelonia mydas (Green sea turtle), 2297 nucleotides. RefSeq names its product keratin, type I cytoskeletal 19. Bases 66 to 1391 code for a protein of 441 amino acids. The transcript has 8 exons. Gene Ontology annotation, molecular function: structural molecule activity. The record is from RefSeq and is a predicted model, not a curated record. Lineage: Eukaryota; Metazoa; Chordata; Testudines; Cheloniidae.